AUGACUGAAGCAUCGAACGCUUCUUACCCGUCGUCCUUGGACGUUCUGUUUGAUGGGACAUCGCCGUUGAGAGAACAGUAUGACCCGGUCAAACUAGAGGAUGCAGAGAUCGUACCCAUCCUCCAACUUCCACUGGCUAGAGAACUGCUGGGACACAACUCUGCAGAUGCGAGUGCUAUCAGACGCGUCUCCAACGGCGAGAUUUGCUAUACCACCUUUUUGACCGAGAAGGCCAAGGCUACGGCUCAGAUGCCGCUGGAUGGGCUUACUUCUGAACAGCAACGGUCACAGAUCCUCCAUAUUGGUCUGGCGGCUCUGUUUAGCUUUAUGCAAUCUAAUAUUACUGGCCCUCCGUUGGAUUUCAACUCGGCGGAUGUGGCAUUCCCUGAUGCUCUCCACUCAGAUGCCACCAAGCUCCGGGCUGUUCGCAAUCACAUCAUUCGUGAACUCUCUGUAGACGGAGAAGCUGCCUACAAGUUGACGCCGAAUGUUGAGCUCUUUGCCCUUGCGAAGGCUCUCCUUGUUGAUGCGGACAUCCUUCUCCCUGACGGACCGUUGGUGGCAAGGACGGCAAGAUUGCGCGUCAAUUUUCUUCACCAGAAGAUGCUGUCUGAAGCUACUAGCACAUUACAAGACGCCAUCUAUAGCGAUUUGGAAGAGUUGGACAAGGCACUACUUAGCGAAAAGUCUGUAUUCUCUACCGCUCAAGAAAAAGGACGCUUCCUUGUGGAGAGGGCAACAAUCCACAGCCACCAUGGCUUCGACGCCAAGGCUCGGGCAGAUCUUGAGCAGGCUGCUGCAGUCAGGAAAUUUGAGUUCGCUUUGACUGGAAAACUGGGGAAAAGGACGAAGUUCCAAGAACAUGAUAUCAGCCAGCUGGUUGUCUUGGCAAAGAGUGCCGAAGAACUGACCUCCACCGGAAACUCUGCUCUUCCGGACAAGGAGGAUACAACCCAAGCAGGACCUAAGAACCUAGACCUCAACGAUGAUACUCUUCUCGAAAGCAUAUCAUUUGCCAAGGAUGCCCAGACGUCUCAAAACAAGUCGACGACUGUCCAGGAAGAAUCUACGCUUCCUCCGGCUUUGCAGUCUCUUGACCCCGGCAGCCAACCACUGCUGGACCCUGUUGACUCUGCCAUUUUGCUGGGUUUGGCUUCCGCAAUCACAAACACAUCGCCGGAGAACGGUCUGACUCGGGAAGAGACCCACCCUUACGCUAUCCGUGUCCUUGAAGGUGGCAGUUCGAACUGGCAGGUAUACACUCAAGCUUUGUUGGUCCGAAGCCGUGUGGAAGGAUACCGAGCUCGAACCGUAGAAAGAUCUGUUCUGCAGAUGCAAGCGCUUGUUGACCAAGUCAUUGCAGACACAGCAACUCUUGAUACUCAAACUACCGAAAAUGGUAACCAAGCUACCACAUUCCUCCCAAGACCCGAGAAAUCCGAGUCUGCUUCGGCCGCUGAAAGACUAGAGUAUAUCUGGCUCUUAAAUUCUCCUACUCGGUGGAGUCUCGAAGCUGAGUUGGCUCAACGCUGGGUCAACCUUGGCGGUCUACGGACUGCUCUAGACAUCUACGAACGCCUGCAGAUGUGGGCGGAGGCCGCUCUCUGCUACGCUGCCACAGACAGAGAAGAAAAGGCCAAGUAUGUCGUCCGCAGACAGCUCUAUGAGCCCACGGGUCCAGACCCAGAGGACGAGAACGAAAAGUUCGACGGGCCGGAACUGUCUCCGCUGCCCGUUGAUGCCCCUCGCUUGCUCUGCAUCCUGGGUGACAUCGAUAGUGAUCCUACAAUGUACGAACGCGCAUGGGAAGUCUCGAACAACAGAUACGCACGCGCGCAGCGUUCAUUGGCCCGCCACUAUCUUUCAUUGAAGCCCCCUGCUCUUGAAAAAGCAGAGGAGGCAUACCGCAAGAGUCUUCACAUCAACCGUCUCAACCAUAGCGCAUGGUUUGCCCUUGGUUGUGUACAGCUUGAACUGCAAAAAUGGGAGGACGCCAUCGACUCAUUUACACGGACCGUGCAGCUCGAAGACACGGACGCCGAAGCGUGGAGCAACCUUGCUGCUGCCAUCCUGCGAACCCCCAAACCCAGCGAAACCACCGAAACAGCAAAGGAGGAGCAGCAGGAUGCAGACGCCGAUGCCGACUCGGAAACCAAAAAAGCACCACAGGAUCCCUAUAAGCGCAAGCGCGAGGCCCUUGCCGCUCUCCAUCGCGCCGCUCGGCUCAAGCACACCGAUGCUCGCAUCUGGGACAACGUUCUGACAGUCGCAGCCUCGAUCCCUCCACCAGCUACACCAUUUCGCGAUGUGGUCACAGCCCAGAGACGGGUGAUUGAAAUUCUUGGCCCAAAGAACGGAGAGAAGUGCGUCGAUAUACCUGUUCUCAGUAUGUUGAUUGAGCACCUCGUCGACACCUACAACUACGAGGACCUUCUGAUGAGGGUCGAUGAAAACGACGAGAAUUCGGAGCCCGUCGUUCGCAGUGGUACCAUGGCUGGUCAGAUUCUCUCCCUCGUCGACGAUUGCGUUGUGCCUCUGAUCACACACUCGGCUCCGCUCUGGCUUCUUGUUGCCCGUGUAGAACAGUUCCGUGGCCAGCCGUCCAAGGCCUUUGAGGCGCAUGAGAAGGCCUGGCGAGCUACCGUUGCUUCGUGCACACAGGGUGCAUUCCAAAUGGGCGAUGAGAAGAAGUGGAUGGAUAUCGUCCGGGCUACAGAGAGGUUGGUCCGCGAUGGAUAUGCUAAGUUUGGGCCUAUGGACAAAGAAGGCAAACAUGAGGAGGACGCUGAAAUGGUUGCUAAGGACUGGCGAUUCAAGGCCCGCAGUGCUGUCAGGGGUAUUCUGGGUAAAGGAAAGGACUUUUGGGAGGAUUCCGAGGGUUGGAGUCGUCUGAAAGAGCUGCAGUCUGAAGUGGGAAGCUCUUAG
This is a messenger RNA of Aspergillus udagawae, 2925 nucleotides long. RefSeq names its product tetratricopeptide repeat protein. The record is from RefSeq and is a predicted model, not a curated record. Gene Ontology annotation, molecular function: protein binding. The coding region runs from base 1 to 2925 and encodes 974 amino acids. NCBI's taxonomy places the organism in Eukaryota, Fungi, Ascomycota, Eurotiomycetes, Eurotiales, Aspergillaceae. The transcript has a single exon.